Archocentrus centrarchus (flier cichlid) is the source of this 5367-nucleotide messenger RNA. RefSeq names its product EGF-like, fibronectin type III and laminin G domains (gene egflam). The transcript is spliced from 25 exons. The coding region runs from base 320 to 3526 and encodes 1068 amino acids. The record is from RefSeq and is a predicted model, not a curated record. Gene Ontology annotation, molecular function: protein binding; calcium ion binding. NCBI's taxonomy places the organism in Eukaryota, Metazoa, Chordata, Actinopteri, Cichliformes, Cichlidae.
GUGAAUUGUCGGAACAACCCUCUCCAUCGUCUAUCAGAGCGCCUGUCAGAGCACCGUGGCUGGCUGUCCGUCCGUUAAUGUGUCCCUCCCACUGAUCUUUUGCAGAUUGUAAUCUUAUCAGUGUCAAACCGUAGCUGCCCUUUCCUCUCGGACAUACCCUACACGUCUUUGGAUGGCGUUCGUCCCAAAAAUUUGGAUAGAAAACGUUUGUAUUUGAGAAAACUUUACCAGCAACGGGUUUACCUGCAUUUACGUGCGCGUUUGAAUGUGUAAUAAAAUGAACAUUGGACUGUUUUGAAAAUUUCGACCAAAACAAGACAUGGAAUCUAAAUGCAAAGAAAGAAGUCUUUUGUAUCUACUUUUCUUUGCAAUUUGCACAGCUAACGUUUGCUUUUGUGCGAGAAGAUCAAAUACACGAAGAUCUGAUCGCCUGAGUCCUCCAUUAGACAUCCAGCUGGAGACAAUCAACUGCACUGCCUUCAGUGUACGAUGGAAGAUGCCCCGGAGACAUGUUAGCACCAUCACUGGAUAUAAGGUUUUCUACACAGAGAUGAAGAAUGGCCGUACAGUAGGGACUGCAUCCAUAAUGGAGGUCCCACUCAGUUUGGACAUGCUGACUACUGGGCAAUUUGAUGGACAAGCAAGCUUUGACGUGGACAUUGGUAACCUGAAGGUGAAUACUAAAUACAGAGUCAGUGUUGGAGCAUAUGGUUGGGCAGGGGAGGGUAGACCCAGCAUGCCCAGAGACAUCAGCACUGCUUCACAGGAAAUGUGUAUGCCCCCUUCACCGCCCUCUCAGCCCACCGUCAUGGCUGUAUCUGACACAGAGCUGGCGCUAUCGUGGCAGCAAGGAGAGAGCGAUGGAAGUGCACCUGUUCUUCACUUCCUGGUGGCUUACAUCAGGCCAGAAAUGGACAUGGAGUGGACAUAUAUUCGUGAGCCCAUUGAGACUAACUCCAUGGUUUUGAAAGGGUUAAUACCAGAAACAGAGUACCAGUUUGUUGUCAGGGCAGUCAACAAGCAUGGAGUUAGCCCACCCAGCCCUAUCAACAACCCUGUGCGCACACUUGGUGCAUCAGAUGUUGGCAGUGGUGAUUAUGGGCGUUACAUCACAGAUUCUGGGCUCAAAGACGACGAUGGAUUUGACACUGAUGACUCUGAUUAUGAUAUUUUUAUAGAAGAGUUGAAGCCAUUUCCAGGUAUAAGUCAGGACAACAGGAAGUCCCAGCUCCGUUCACACUCUGGUCCCCCAUCUGGUCGAAAUGUCAUUUACCGUAUGAACACCAUCGCUCCUCCUAACAUUACCUCCACACCAGUUUCCACCACCACCACCUCAUCCAUCUUUUCAGAAUUUACAGAUCUGGUUUUCUCAGUCACUUCACAGCCUAGUAGCACUCUUGACACCAAAACUGCUGCCCCACGUACCCCUACCAGCAUCCCUUUGUCCACCACCACUGCUACCUCAAACAUGUACCCUUGGAGAGGUGAGGUGCCUCGCGUGUCCGAUCUGACCUGUGAUGAUAUUGUGUGCCCACCUGACAGCUUCUGCCUCACUGAUUAUGAAAGCAGGGGUUCACGCUGCCACUGCAACCUUGGACGAGGAGGGGACACAUGCUCUGAGGCGGUAUCAGUGAAGUUUCCCAGGUUCCAUGGCUACUCUCAUAUGACCUUUGAACCCUUAAAAAACUCUUAUCAGACCUUUCAAAUCACUUUGGAGUUCAAGGCGGACUCUGAGGAUGGUUUGCUGCUGUACUGUGGAGAGAAUGAACAUGGCCGUGGAGACUUUACUUCUUUGGCUUUGGUUCGGGGGAAGCUUCAUUACAGGUUUAACUGUGGUACAGGAGCAGCUCAGAUAGUCAGUGAGAGCAGCAUUGCUCUUGGUCAGUGGCACACAGUAACUGUCUUCAGAGAUGGCAUGAGUGGCUGGCUCCGCAUGGACAACGACACACCCAUAUCUGGACGCUCACAGGGUCAGUAUAGUAAGAUCACCUUUCGCUCCCCGUUGUAUGUGGGUGGAUCCCCAAGCACUUACUGGCUGGUCAAAGCGACAGGGACAAAUCGUGGCUUUGUUGGUUGCAUUCAGAGUCUGACCAUCAACAACAAGGCUACAGACAUCAGACCCUGGCCCAUGGGCAAAGCGCUGAGUGGAGCUGAUAUAGGUGAAUGCAGUGACAGUGUGUGCGACCAGGUCAGCUGUGCCAAUGGUGGAGUCUGCUUUGCAAACCGUGCUGAUGGCUACAUCUGUCUGUGCCCACUUGGCUUCAGAGGAGUACUUUGUGAAGAGAGUUUCUCACUGUCCUCGCCACUCUUCAAUGAAACAGUGUUUUCAUAUGCUGUCAUCCCAUGGCCUCAGUCCUCACAGAGUUACCUGUCUUUUAUGGAGUUUGAGGUGACAUUUCGGCCGUCAAUGCCCGAUGGAGUGCUGCUGUACAGCGAUGACGCAGGGAGCGGGGACUUCCUUGCUAUAAACCUGGUGGACAGAUAUGUAGAGUUCAGAUUUGACUGUGGUUCUGGAGGAGCUGUCAUAAGGAGUGAGGAGCAGAUCAGUCUGGACUCAUGGCACGAGCUAAGAGUAUCACGCACAGCAAAGAGUGGCAUCCUGCUGGUAGACAGCCAGAGGCCUGUGGAGGGGAUUGCCGAGGGAGCUUUCACUCAGAUCAACUGCAGCUCGCCUCUCUAUAUUGGCGGUGUGCCAGAAUAUGAUAAAACGAAAAGGACAGCAGGUGUAAUAAAGCCCUUCACUGGAAUUAUUCAGAAGCUAAUACUCAAUGACUGCACCAUCCCCAUAACAACUGGCUCUGCUGGUGGAGUUAAUGUAGCCAAUUCUGCACACCCAUGUGUAGAAAGCCCAUGUGCCAAUGGAGGGACCUGCAGGCCAAAGUGGGAUGGAUAUGAAUGUGACUGCCCCCUAGGGUACGAUGGGAGGCAUUGCCAGAAAGAGUGUGGGAAUUACUGUUUGAACACUGUGACUGAAGCCAUAGAGAUCCCACAAUUCAUUGGAAGAAGUUACCUGACCUAUGACAACAGAGAUAUCCUUAAAAGAGUAUCUGGGUCCAGAACCAGCCUUUUCAUGCGUUUUAAGAGCACAGCCAAAGAUGGGUUGUUACUCUGGCGAGGGGACAGUCCGAUGAGACCCAACAGUGACUUUCUUUCUAUAGGUCUUCAAGAUGGCGCUCUUAUCUUCAGCUACAACCUGGGCAGUGGUGUGGCCAACAUUGUUAUCAAUGGGACCUUCAGCGAUGGAAAGUGGCACAGAGUCAAGGCUGUGAGGGAUGGCCAGACAGGAAAGCUGACUGUUGAUGACUAUGGAGCCAAGACGGGAAGGGCGCCCGGCAAGAUGAGACAGCUUAAUAUCAAUGGACCCUUAUAUGUUGGUGGCAUGAAGGAGAUAGCUCUUCACACAAACAGACAGUACAUUGGAGGCUUGGUGGGCUGCGUGUCCCACUUCACACUGUCCACUGACUAUCACUUAGCACUGGUGGAGGACGCUGCUGAUGGCAAGAACAUCAACACCUGCUCCAACUAGGGAAUGACUUCAAAAGAUUAAGAUCCUUUUUCAACGCUAUUUCCAACCGAACCAUCUGGUUUGUCAUCUUAAAACUCAUUUUCCAGCAACAAAUCAACAAAAAUUUAAAUUAUAAUUUUUUUUUUGGUACCAAUUCAGAUCUGAUGAUCCUGAGAGGAUAUUACAAAGCACAAGUACUUUGUGAAAAGAGGGAGAGAAAGAGCUUAGCAUUAUGGUUGAUGAGGAUCUUUGAAAAACCCCUCUGAAGGACUUUUUCAUGGGAUGACUGCAUUUCUAUCUUUACUCUUUUUUUUUCUACUGUAAAUCCUUAUUUGAUUGCUUGAAGAACCAAGUGAUCCAAGGGAUCAAAAGUCAUCAUGAACCUGACCUAGAGCAGCUAGCAGAGAUAAACUUCUUUUUUUUAGAGGAUUUUGGUUUUGGUUCUAGAGGAUUUUUGUUGUCUUUGUUGUGUUGUGGCAUUUGUAUUCUUGUUUGUGAUAUAUUAUCAAUCUGUAGACAUAUUUUCUAAAGUCUGAUGGAUGUCAGUUUUCUAAAAGCUUUUUAGUUUUGGAGGGUAAAUAAGUCAGCUACGCAAAAUGUUUGUUUUAAUCUUCUUUUAGUUCACUCGAUCUUUUGUUCUCUCAGAUGUUAGUAACAUGAAAGUCUAACGUUGGCACCGUGAGGCAGAUGAAAUCUUCAACAAAUUACGUGUGACAGACUGUUACUGUCAUCUGACACAAACCACAGUACUGUGGAUGUCAGCCUUUAAAGCUGCUUUGUAAUUCUUGAUUAAAACAGAUUUUAUUUGCGCAUUUGCAUGACUUAAAAUGAUCAAGCUACUUAUUUUUCAUGUCUGAAUUUUAUCCCUCAAAAAGAACAAUCUGCAAUUACUCCAUUUGCAUCUUAUGACCUGGUAUGGUAUUUUUUUUUUUUUUUUGUGAUGGCCAUUCUCACAAGACACCAUUGUUCAGAUAAGAUGGUUUGCUGAUGAGAGAUAGUCCCCUGUUUCAAAGAAAGUCUGAUACUUAUCCUUGAAUUAUGAAAAGUGUUUCAAAAGAUGUGCAUCUAAUGAAGUCACUAUGUGACUGUGAAUGUACAUGGUAUCAGCUGACUUCAACCACAGAAUAACUAUAAUAGGUUGACUGUGUAGAACGUGUAGUAUAUACUAACUGAAUUUAAAACAUAAUAAGUAACUAUAGACCAUGUGUCUAAAAGUCCAUUUAAAGCUUUAGGCUUAGAUUUAUGAUGCUAUCAUACUUGUCGGAUAGUGAAGGGAGAAAACCUAAAAUCCGUGUAUAGGCCUGAACUGCGCAUAGCCAAAAUGGGAGACGUAAGCAGGACUCAUCCUGAAUGAAUGUGCACACAAAGAAAACAUACUACUCAAGCCUUAAUGUGCCCCCAAAUAUAUCCCCCUGGAAAUGAAAGUGAAUAAUUAAGUGCAAAGAGGCAUGCCAAGAUGUCAUCUUUUGUUAUAUGAUGAGAUAUUGAUUGUUAGGAUUUUGGAAAGUAUGCUUUUUUUAGACCUGCAGACUUUUCCUAUUACAAGAUGAUGAAAUACAUUACCAGUCAAAAGUUUGGGCACACUUAGUGUGCCCAAACCUUUGACUGGUAAUGUACAUAAAGUGAGCUGAAUUAUGUUCAACUUGGUCUGUAUGUGUUAUUGGUUCACUGUGACAGCUGUACAUCAAAAAUGAGACCCUUCAAAUAAAGUCCAGACAAACAGAUUAAACAAUUUGCUAGCCAACGUUUUGCUGUGGUUUAUAAUAACUAGGUAGUGCUAUUAACAUUUUGUUUGGGAAAUGGACUUAAUUUCAUAACAGUACACUUUAUGAACCAUUUUGUGCUGGCUACUGUGCUUGUUA